Molecule: messenger RNA, 702 nt
Organism: Lathyrus sativus (Indian pea)
Lineage: Eukaryota; Viridiplantae; Streptophyta; Magnoliopsida; Fabales; Fabaceae
Source: the annotation of a GenBank genome assembly
AUGUGUAGCUUAGAGAAGAACGGAAACAUCUUCAUCCUAACCCUAACCGGCGACGGCGAGCACCGUCUUAACCCGACGCUCCUCAACUCCAUCAAAUCCGCCCUCCACCGCGUCCGUCAACAAGCCACCACUUCCUCCGCUCUCAUCACAACCGCUCAUGGUAAAUUCUUCUCCAACGGCUAUGACAUUGACUGGGCACAGUCCUUCGCAGAUCGCUUAGUUCUAAUCGAUGAUUUACUCCGCUCCGUAGUCUCCGAUCUUCUCUCUCUCCCUAUGCCAACCAUCGCCGCCGUCACAGGUCACGCCUCUGCCGCAGGUUACAUCCUCGCACUCGCUCACGACUACGUUUUGAUGCGGUCCGAUCGAGGAUUCCUCUACAUGAGCGAGAUUGAUAUCAAUCGUGUUAUUCCGGCUUGGUUUGUUGCUACUGUUGAUGCUAAGGUUGGUGACGCUGCGGCUCGCCGGAGAAUCGUGAUGCAGGCGGGUAAGGUUACGGCUAAGGAGGCGGUGAGGUUGGGGAUUGUUGACUCGGCGCAUGAUAGCGCAGAGGAGACGGUUAAGGCUGCGGUUGGUUUGGGAGGUGAUUUGGUGAAACGUGGAUGGGAUGGACACGUGUAUGCUGCUAAUAGGAAGAGGUUUUUGGGUAAUGUGAUUCGAGCGGUUGAAGAUAAAAGUGAGAGGAAGGUUGAAUCGAAACUUUAG